GCAGAAGUACCGUAGGUGGAAGAAACUACCUCUAGCUACACAGCAUCCAUGGCAGCAGUGGGGACUGCAGAGGGAGGCAUGGACCCCGCCUUGUACAAGGCCGCGACGCAGGGGUGCGUGGGGAGCCUGAGGAAGCUGGUGGUGAAGGACGUCGAGAUCCUCAACUCCAAGACGCCGCAGCGCAACACGGCGCUCCACCUGGCCGCCCUGCACGGCCACCCCAAGUUCGCCCGCGAGGUCCUGGCCGUGAGCAAGGAGCUCAUCGUCGCCAAGAACGCCGACGGCGACACCGCGCUGCACCUGGCCGCCAAGACGGGCAGGCUCAAGGUGGCGGAGCUGCUCGUCGCCCUCGCGCGGGGCUGGCCGGAGGACCCGAACUCAGAGGACGCGCUCCUCAAGAGCCCCCUGAUCGCGACCAACAAGGAGGGCAACAACCCGCUGCACGAGGCGGUGCGGUGCCGCAGGACGGCCGUGGCGCUGGCGCUGCUGGACGCCGACCCCAGCCGCGCCUACGACCUCAACGAGAAGAUGGAGUCGCCGCUGCACAUGGCCGCCCGCGAGGGCCUCGUCCAUGUGGUCCGCAAGAUGUUCGAGUUCACCUGGUUCGACACGGAGUACGUGCCAUCUGCCUCCGUCAGCGGCACGGCCCUGCACCAGGCAGUGCUCGGUGGACACAUCAAGGUCGUGGAGAUCAUGCUGGAGAAGCACAUAUGGCUGCUGGACAUGACCGACUCCAACGGCAACAACGCGCUGCACUACGCGGCGCAGAAGAACAACUCGCACGUGGUGGAGUUGCUGCUCAACAUGAAGACGCAGCUGGCCUACACGCGCAACAGAGAGCAGCAAUCCCCGCUGCACGUCGCCGCGCAGUACGGCUCGACGGCGGCCAUCAAGGCGCUGCUCCGGUACUGCUCCGACGCGGCCGAGAUGGUGGACGGCAACGGCCGGAACGCCUUCCACGCCUCCGUGGACAGCGGCAAGGCGAACGCGCUCAGGUGCCUGCUCUGCCGUGUCCGCCCCGAGCAGCUGCUCAACCGCGCCGACAAAAACGGCGACACGCCGCUGCACCUCGCCGCCAGGAUGAACCGCGUCCACUGCGCGCUGGUGCUGCUCAAGGAUCGCCGCGUCGACCCCUGCAUCCGCAACAAGGAAAACCAGACGGCGCGCAGCCUCGUCGAGGUGAGGUUGAACACCGGCGAGAUGGAUGCCCACGAGAUGUAUCUCUGGAAGCAGCUCAAGCGUCAGGAGUCCACCCGGUGCCUCAAGCAGCAGCUGCCGCCCGUCACCUUCACCGGCGGCAGCAGGAGCUCCAGCCACAAGUACUUCGAGCGCAGCGUCGAGACCUACAUCCUCGUGGCCACCCUCAUCGCCACCGUCACCUUCGCCGCCACCUUCACCAUGCCCGGCGGCUACGACCAGAACAGUGGCAUCGCCCUCCACGGCCACGACACUGCCUUCAAGAUCUUCGUCAUCUCCAACACCGUCGCCAUGUGCAGCUCCAUCGUCGUCGUCUACUGCUUCAUCUGGGCAUGGAAAAACCCACUCAAGUUCAAGGUCGACAAGCUCUUGUGGGGCCACAGACUCACUAUGAUCGCCGGUCUCGGCAUGCUCGUCUCGCUCAUGGCUGCUGUGUACAUCACCGUAGCACCCACAUCAAGAUGGCCAGCUUAUGUUGUCAUCGCCAUCGGCAUGAGCACUCCGGUUGUCGUCGUCCUCAUGCUGGGCAAGGAGGUGGUGUUCGUGCCGCUUUAACUGCUAGUGCUGGUCAUCAAGACGCGUGCUUCGUUUUGUAUUGUUGUGUAAACCUUCUUGACCUCCAUCAGACCAUGUCAAAAAUGAGAAUCACCUAUAGCUUUGUUCUUGUUUCAAGCUUCA
This is a messenger RNA of Setaria italica (foxtail millet), 1875 nucleotides long. RefSeq names its product ankyrin repeat-containing protein ITN1. The record is from RefSeq and is a predicted model, not a curated record. Gene Ontology annotation, cellular component: plasma membrane. Gene Ontology annotation, molecular function: protein phosphatase regulator activity; protein phosphatase 1 binding. Lineage: Eukaryota; Viridiplantae; Streptophyta; Magnoliopsida; Poales; Poaceae. The coding region runs from base 49 to 1752 and encodes 567 amino acids. The transcript is spliced from 2 exons.